Messenger RNA from Nanorana parkeri, 2433 nucleotides. It is a transcript of the gene ZBTB8B, whose product is annotated as zinc finger and BTB domain containing 8B. The record is from RefSeq and is a predicted model, not a curated record. Gene Ontology annotation, biological process: regulation of transcription by RNA polymerase II. The coding region runs from base 290 to 1660 and encodes 456 amino acids. The transcript has 5 exons. NCBI's taxonomy places the organism in Eukaryota, Metazoa, Chordata, Amphibia, Anura, Dicroglossidae. Gene Ontology annotation, molecular function: DNA-binding transcription factor activity, RNA polymerase II-specific; protein binding; RNA polymerase II cis-regulatory region sequence-specific DNA binding.
CCAGGAGGAUCUUAAUCUUAUACACACUGCUCGAAGAAGUGACUUGACCUUGUAUGUAUUGCCAUCUUCCUUUGCCAAGGCCUUUUGAAGCUUCCAUAAUUGUCAGCACAAUAUUCUGCAGAUCUUUCUAAAGGAGCAUCUUGAUCUUGUACACUCUGUUUGAAGAAGUGACUUGACCUUGUAUGCAUUACCAUCGACUUUUUUUCAGACCUUUUGAAGCUUCCAUAACUGGCAGAGCUGUAUUCUGCAGUUCUUUCUAAAGCUGUCUAAAAGUCACCACCUCAGAGUCAUGGAGAUGCCGUCAUAUUACACCAAACUGCUUGGAGAGCUGAAUGAGCAGCGCAAGAGAGAUUUCUUCUGUGACUGCAGCAUUAUUGUGGAAGGUCGAAUAUUUAAAGCGCACAGAAAUGUUCUGUUUGCCAACAGUGGUUACUUCCGGGCCAUGUUAGUCCACUAUAUUCAAGACAGUGGAAGGCAUAGCACUGCAUCUCUGGACAUUGUUACAUCUGAGGCAUUCUCUACCAUCCUGGAUUUUCUAUACUCAGGGAAAUUAAACCUGAGUGGAGAGAAUGUAAUUGAGGUUAUGAGUGCAGCAAGCUACCUCCAGAUGACUGAUGUUGUGAACUUUUGUAAGGCCUACAUACGGUCUUCCCUUGAUAUUUGCAGGAAAAUAGAACGGGAGAGUUCCUUUGGACAGGCUGACAGUGGGAGUGAUGGUAUAAGCGGUGGCAGGGCAGGACGUGGAAAUCUAACUGUAAAAACAGGUCAGGGGGACUGUCAGAAGGAAGCACCUUGCGGAGACUGUAGUAGCUGCAAUUCUGUGGAAUUGAUGGUGAAGGAUCCCACAAGUGAAGGCUCUCCAGAAGAAAAAAGUCCCUCUAAAGCAGUGGAACCCAAAGAGGAGUUUGAUUCUGAUGUUGUGGAAGUAACAGAAGGCAUCCAACCAUAUCCGUUAACACCAGGCAUGGAGCAGGGUGAAGAAAGUCCACAGGGUAGUUCCAAUAUGGACCUGGCAUGUAAUAAUUAUCAUAUGAAACAAUUUUUAGAGGCCCUUCUCCGCAACAGCUCUGCACAGAGGAAAGAUGAUCAAGGGCACCAUUUUCCACGUGAUUAUGAGUCUCGGCAAGAGGAAGGAAGCGUUUCAAUGAGUAAUAUGAUGGACAUUCAGGGGGACUGGUAUGGUGAAGAUACAGGUGAUGUUUUAGUUGUUCCAAUCAAGCUACACAAGUGCCCAUUCUGCCCAUACACAGCAAAGCAAAAGGGCAUUCUGAAACGUCACAUUCGAUCACAUACAGGAGAGCGCCCAUAUCCAUGUGAAAUCUGUGGUAAGAGGUUUACACGUCAGGAACAUCUGCGAAGCCAUUCACUCACUGUUCACCGAUCCAACCGACCCAUUAUUUGUAAAGGUUGCCGCCGAACCUUCACCAGCAGUCUGUCUCCAGGCCUAAGGCGUUUUGGCUUGUGUGAUAGCUGUACCUGUGUCACUACUACAAAUGAGGAUUCCCACCAAGCAAGUCAUACAGAAGCUGCAUCUGAAAGCAUGGACAAGGACGAAGGAGAUGGAGACUGGCCUAUUUACAUUGAGUCUGGUGAUGAGAAUGAAGUGGCUGAAGAAGACAUUGAGGAUAAAGAACAAAUACAUAGGGAGGUACUGAUGUGACCUACUAGGAAAUCAUUAAGUUACCUCUCUAUGCAGGCCAUCUAGGUAGCAUUGUACUAGAUGGCUUAGACCGUCCUAUUUCUGCCACUACUCAGACCAUCUCAAUGGUCAGCUGGUUCAUUGCCUCUUUGGCUAUGCAUUGUGCUGCUAGCCCAAUAGCAGCAAAACACUUUCUAUUUUACACCUUUCCUGACAUUUAUUUUAGUGCUGUGCACUAUAUUUCGGCAUUAACUGUGACUUCACCAGACUUUUUAGCGUUGACUUGUGUGUCAUGAAAAGAACAGCUGUUUAUUACAAGAAUGCUUACCAGACCAGCCAACGUACAAAAGAUAUAUCAGCCUGUGUUCUUUUAUUGCCUUUUUAUUGAUUUUUUUUUUUCUACUACGGUCCUAUAAAUGUAGGCACUGUCAAAAUGCCUCACUCUCUUUUAGACCUUUUAGGUAUCGGACUUUUAGAUGAUUUAGGCAAUGGACAUGCGUAUAUGUAUAUUUACACAACUAGAAAUGUCCAGAAAAAUCUGAAAAUUACUUUGUGGUUAAUUGCUCCUAGAAUUAGUGUUUAACACCUUUUCGGAAAAAGACGAAUGUGUCUGCAUAAAGGGAUAUUUGCAUAAUUCAUGUGCCAAUUGUUUUCAGACAUUUAUAAGUGGAUUUUAUAUACGAGUUUGCAUCAGAAAUGCUACAUGUCCUGUCUUUAUGACACAGAACCUGAAGACUUUCCUAAGGGCUCAUGUUGACCAGCGUUCUUUCAAACGCUGCAUUUGCUAUUUAGGC